AUGAGAAACAAAACAGAUCAACAUCUAUCUACUGGAUGUCUUCAAUUAUCUGCUUUAAGUAUUCGUGGUCAUGCAAUGCUUUCACAUGAAGGUUUACCACCUGAACGUGAAAUACUUGAAUAUGCUUGGCAAAUUGAAACUAUCCUUGAUGAAUGUACACUUGGUCGUUCAUCAUAUAUUGGUAGAGCAAAAUGGAUUGAAAAACUCAAAUAUGAUGUACUUAGAUUUAGUUUAGAUUCAACUCAUCUUAAUCUCAUUGAAGUUGGAAAUGCUGUUAAUGUUCAAAUAGCACCUAUUCGUUUAUGUAUGUGUAAUAUGCAUACAUCAUUAUGUAAUGAAAAGGCUGGUUCAGUUAGCAUUCCUGAAUUACGUAUUAAUGCAAAAUUUGAAUGUCAUCCACCAACACCUGCUACAAUAAAUGAACAAUUAGAAUUUCUUCGUCGACAUGAUCAACAUUCUGAACGGCUACAUUUUCUUUAUAAUCCUAAAUUUCAACAAACAUUAAUUAUUCCAACAAUAUCAACAAAUUUAAAACGUCCAUCUUAUGUUGGUUUAGCAACAAAUUAUUAUACACUUGUGCAAGAUGAACAAUUUUUUAAAAGUACAUUUCGUCCUAGUGAACAAUCAUCAUUUGGUCGUUCAUUAUUUCAUCCGGAGUUACAUGUUUUACAUUCAUAUUUUAUAUUUGAACAUAAAUAUAAUUGGACUAAUUAUGAUCAACAUGUUAGUCGAUUGCAUGAUGAAUUAGAUGAUAAAGAAAUUUUUUAUUCAUUUGAUUUUUGUGGACAACAGAAACAAUCUAAUGAACAACAUCAAAAUAUAAACGAUAAUCCAUUAUAA
Adineta steineri is the source of this 840-nucleotide messenger RNA. The record is from the annotation of a GenBank genome assembly. Lineage: Eukaryota; Metazoa; Rotifera; Eurotatoria; Adinetida; Adinetidae.